This is a messenger RNA of Symbiodinium natans, 747 nucleotides long. NCBI's taxonomy places the organism in Eukaryota, Dinophyceae, Suessiales, Symbiodiniaceae. The record is from the annotation of a GenBank genome assembly.
AUGUGGGCCGCCUGGUGUUUGCACUGUGAGAUUCGCCGAUCGUCAGCACACGAUCCGCAACCAGGUGUGUUGCCAGACUGGUUGCGUGCCCGCUCUAGUCCCCAAGGCCUGGCCACCAUGCCCUUCAAGGCUCUGUCCUGGUUUUCUAGAAAGGCUGGUCUUCCGCUCCUGCGCCGCCAGCUUGAGGGUGCUAUUGCCCGAGCCUUUCUUUCUCCAUCUGCCCCACUUGAGCACCGCGAAAGCCUUCCCUUCUCAUUGAGCUUCACGGCUUGGUUGGAGGCCCGCGUUCUCUGCCCGGACACGCUGCCUGCAGAGACUUACAUGUUGGGUGUUUUGCUGUGCGCAAUUUGGGCUUCACUCCGCUGGGGUGACCUUCUGUGGGUUCCGCCAGCCCGCUUGCAUUUUCAAGCGCCCUCCGCUGCCUUGGUGGGCAUCUGUAUUCGCACGAAGACCACUAAAUCCGGGAUGCCUUGGGGCAUCUAUUCGCCCGGCCUUUUGGGUUUCCGCCGCGUCCUCCUGGACGACCCGCUGGUUGUAAGUUGUCAAGCAAGUUCUUGCGGACACCAAUGCCUUGCACCCACACCGCGUCAUCGAUUUCUUGCCCGCCAUCCUUUCUGCCGACGCCGGUCACCCGGUCAUUGUCAAGCCGCUGUUCCGGGACCAAGCAUGCGCAGUGCCGUGGAUCCGCAGUCUCCUUUGCCACCAUUGGAAUCUGCACAGCUCGGAGCCGAUGCCUUCUGCGUUUAA